Messenger RNA from Manis javanica (Malayan pangolin), 6301 nucleotides. RefSeq names its product T-box transcription factor 20 (gene TBX20). Gene Ontology annotation, cellular component: chromatin; nucleus. Gene Ontology annotation, biological process: regulation of transcription by RNA polymerase II; positive regulation of DNA-templated transcription; cell fate specification. Gene Ontology annotation, molecular function: DNA-binding transcription factor activity, RNA polymerase II-specific; RNA polymerase II cis-regulatory region sequence-specific DNA binding. Lineage: Eukaryota; Metazoa; Chordata; Mammalia; Pholidota; Manidae. The record is from RefSeq and is a predicted model, not a curated record.
CGCCCGGGCGCAGUGUCCUCCGUGCCGCGCCGCGCUUCGCACUCCCGCGCUCGGGCUCCCAGGCGUCCGCCCCCUCGCAGCGGCGCCCGUCGGGUCGCCACCUCCCUGCAGCUUGGGCCGGUCCGGCUGUCCCUAGCGAGGAGGGGAGGAAGGACGCGGAGGGGGAGCUGCGGGACCCCUGGACUUUGCUCAGCUCAUGCUCGUCUCCAGUUUCCGGCGGCGCAGCCUGUGGUCCUGCGGAGUGCCCCGUGGCUUGCGUUCCCGGGUGAGCCUGCGGCUGGUCUUCUCCCGUCUUUGCCGACUACUUCCAAGUCUCUGCGGCUCCAGGGCUUUGCGGCUGAGGAUAGGAGAGGCCAGUGUGGAGCCCUUGGGAGGUUGGGACUGACUCAUCUGCAGUCCCCGGCUCUGCAGUGGUGACACUCGGAAACUUUGCACUGUGUUUCCGUCGAAGCUGGACGGCUGUGCGGCAAGCCCAGUCCCUGGCCAGGACCGCGCACUGGGGGCCAUGGAGUUCACCGCGUCUCCCAAGCCCCAGCUGUCCUCCCGGGCCAACGCCUUCUCCAUCGCGGCGCUCAUGUCGAGCGGCGGCUGCAAGGAGAAGGAGGCCACGGAGAACACCAUCAAACCCCUGGAACAAUUUGUUGAGAAGUCAUCCUGCGCUCAGCCCCUGGGCGAGCUGACCAGCCUGGAUACUCACGGGGAAUUUGGUGGUGGGGGCAGCAGUCCAUCUUCCUCCUCUCUGUGCACGGAGCCGCUGAUCCCCACCACCCCUGUUAUCCCCAGUGAGGAAAUGGCUAAAAUCGCCUGCAGCCUGGAGACCAAGGAGCUCUGGGACAAAUUCCACGAGCUGGGCACGGAGAUGAUCAUCACCAAGUCGGGCAGGAGGAUGUUUCCUACCAUCCGGGUGUCCUUUUCCGGCGUGGAUCCUGAGGCCAAGUACAUAGUCCUGAUGGACAUUGUCCCCGUGGACAACAAGAGGUACCGCUACGCCUACCACCGGUCUUCCUGGCUGGUGGCUGGGAAGGCAGACCCACCACUGCCAGCCAGGCUGUAUGUACACCCAGACUCUCCUUUUACUGGUGAGCAGCUACUCAAACAGAUGGUGUCUUUUGAAAAGGUGAAACUCACCAACAAUGAACUGGAUCAACAUGGCCAUAUAAUUUUGAACUCAAUGCAUAAGUACCAGCCCCGGGUGCACAUCAUUAAAAAGAAAGACCACACAGCCUCCUUGCUCAACCUCAAGUCUGAAGAAUUCAGAACAUUCAUCUUUCCAGAGACAGUUUUUACAGCAGUCACUGCCUAUCAGAAUCAACUGAUAACCAAGCUGAAAAUAGAUAGCAACCCUUUUGCCAAAGGAUUCCGGGACUCCUCCAGGCUCACUGACAUUGAGAGGGAAAGUGUGGAGAGUCUGAUUCAGAAGCACUCCUAUGCCCGUUCACCCAUCCGUACCUAUGGAGGAGAAGAGGAUGUGCUGGGGGAUGAGGUUCAGACAACGCAGAAUCGAGGGUCGGCCUUUACAACCUCUGAUAAUUUGUCUCUCAGUUCCUGGGUCUCAUCGACCUCGAGCUUCCCUGGAUUCCAGCACCCACCGUCCCUGACUGCUCUUGGCACCGGCACAGCAUCCAUAGCAACACCCAUUCCUCACCCCAUACAGGGGUCUCUGCCACCAUAUAGCCGCCUUGGGAUGCCUCUGACCCCGUCGGCCAUUGCCAGCUCCAUGCAGGGGAGCGGCCCGACAUUCCCCUCCUUCCACAUGCCCCGAUACCAUCACUACUUUCAGCAGGGGCCCUAUGCUGCUAUCCAAGGACUGCGCCAUUCCUCGGCUGUGAUGACACCAUUUGUAUGACUCUUCUAAAAAUAGAGAAUCCAGAUCCAGAAUGUGCUAAUGGAAAUUGAAAUACAGGACAGGGGUGGGGGUGGGAGGGGACUGUUGGAGCAGAGGCUCUCCAGGAUACAUGGGACCUAUUAAAGAGGAGAGCUGGACUCACAAUAAAACCUGCAGGUGGGGGAAUGCACCAUGGACCAGGCUUCAUCCCCAGGUAGGGGACAGCUCUUGGGUUCAAGAGAGAAUCAGUGCAAAGCUCUUAGCCAGCCUAAGUCCUGCAACUAGUAGGAUAUCUAUUUACCUAGAAAGUUUAAUAAUACAAAGCAGAUGAAUCUUCAGGUGCAUUAUUCCUAGUGGUUGAAAAUGCUGUGUUGAUGCAGUAAUGUAUAAAAUCAAAAUGUAUAGGUUUUUUUUUUGCUUUCCACUGGUUAAAAGAUUCUUCAGAGACAAUACUAUAUCACAUACCAACGAUUAUGCAUAAUGACUAACCUAAGUCCAUCUUUCCCUGUAGAAAAUGAGAUCAAAUAGAGAAAUGUUUGUAGUGCUGUUGCUUAAGCAUAUUUAGUUUUCCUUUGUGUUACUUUGUUGGGGAAGGAGCUGAGAUAAUGCUAAUGCAUCCUAUUUUGUGGAUGAAAAGGUGGCAUGACUUCACAAAGUUCUUUUUGUAAUACUGAAGGGCCAGUACCUGACAAGCUCUUUUUCACAGUCUUGUCUUCUUUCUUCCUAAUUCUCCUUUUUGCAAUUAUUUGCCAUUCAUGUAGGAAAAAUCUUCUGUAUACAAUCUUGAAGCAGGAGGCUCUAUGUAAAACUGAGGUUUUAUUUGUCUGGGAUGCAUUUUAAGUACACUUCUGACUUAUUCACUGAGGAAUACUCUAAAGCUUCUACAUAAUGAUACGUGAGGCUUUCGUUUACUUAGAGCUGCAAUAAAAAGCCGGUUGCCCUAUUCUGAAAGGAAUUUGUCUGCCAUGGGUGCUAAAGUCCCCUACAUUUUUACUUUAGCUGUGGGAGACCUUAUGGAUGUUAAAUGUACCAGGUCAUAUCCUCAGUUUUUGGUAAAUCUGGAUUUGUGAGUGACCAUUCUAGAUGCCCAUAUAGCUACCAUUUAUCCUAUGCUCAGGAGGAGCCAUGUGUCCAUAUAUCUGAUUUGUCAUUUCUUCUUACUGUACUACGUUUAGUGACUCCUUUACCAUUUUUCUAGUGCAUUUUAUGAAACUGCAUGUUAACUCAAUGACUCCCUGACUGAAGCAUCAGCAGUGCUUAUUAGUAAAUCUAAAGCAUGUAUCCAUUUUAUUUUCAGCUCUUGCUUUCUUCUUAAGCCUUCCUUUAAUGUUUAAUUAUAUUUUAGUUACAUAUAAUCUCAGUGCUACUUUGGUGCAACAUAAAUCUAAGCAUUUAUAGUCAGGGUAGUACAUCUGCCAUAUUGCAACAGUUCGUUUCCUUAAAUAAAUAAAGCUCAUCAACUUUAGAUAUAAUACAUUCCAGCUACAGGAUAUAUACCCUGUCUUCUUCACAAAGUUCCCCAAGACUCUAUUUUCAUAUAAUUUAAAUGUUGUAAGUAAUAUUCAUUCUACUCUGUUCUGACUGCAGAAAUAUUGAAUUAUUUCAAAGACAUGGGAAAUAUUGCUGUUGAGAGUAGAGGUGUAUUGGGGAGUAAAUGCAAUAUACUUAUUACAUUGGAUUUCAGUGGGAUUUUAUUUGGUUGUUUUAAUGUUAGGCUUUUCCAUAUCAGAUGCCUUUUGUAGGCAUUUCCAGCCUAUGAAACAAGGCAUAAUGGCAUAGCCUGUUCUACAUGACACCAUUGCGUGGCUGUGCCAUUGCCUUUCUCCUACAGUUUACUAAGGAGAGCUGUUACUACGGGUGGUGUUAACCAAGCAUCUCAAAGUCCUGUGGCAGACACGGUAGGCUAAUUUCUAACUAUUUGCACGUAUUCAUGGGUAGUUUGUUUUCAAACACAGCACAGAUGUGCAUUUCUUUAAAAAAGCAGUUAUGAGUAAUGCUUAAAUACCUGUAGAGCUUAGGAUAGGGGUUUGAUAUUAGUUGGCCUGUUCCAAGUGCUCCUUUUAAUAAGAGAGUGCUGCUGUUCAAAGCAGGAAUGAUAAAAGUUGAUGCUAUUUUACACGAUACCACUGACUACCCUGGUAAAUUCACUGGUCUGAAAUGAAUCCAUAUCUGAAUUUUCUUUUCAAUAAGAAUGAAAGGAUCACUUUAAUAGUAUUUUGCAUUUUCCCUAAUUGGUUUGUGUGUAUUGUUAAGUAUGGUUUUAUACCAGUAUUCCCUGAACUUAUAACUUUGUUUUGUAAUUAAGCAGUUUAAGACUAAAAAUAAAUAGAGUGCUUAGAGAAAAGCAAAGGAUAAGAUAUAAAAGUAUGCUCUUGGAAAAUCACACCCAAAAUUCUAAAUCGGAUAUCCUUUUUAAGUAUUUGGUAUUGUUUGAAACAGAAACCAAAAGCACAAGUGAGGAGUUCAACCGGAUCAGAGUCAUUCUAGUCAUGUGAACUAGGGUAGAAAUUUACCCUACUUGGAUCAUUCUGAGAUACUCUGGUGUGGAUUUUUAACUCCUUAAGUAUUUAAAAGUCCAAACUAUAUCCUACUAAAAGUAAUUGCAAGAACUAGAUAAUUAGGUGGAAAGCCAAUUGAAUAAUUAAAAGCAUGAGUUAUAUUAUAAAAUCAGGGUUUCCUCCCAGGUACAUUAUAGUAUCAAAAAGCAUGGCUAACAUAAAGUAUGCUAAAGAGAGUCCCUGUCAAACUGCUUUAUCUAACCUGAAGGGAUUAAUGCAUAACUUAGCAGGUUCUGCCUAGUGAUUUGUUUUUAAAACACCAAUAAUUCUGAGUAAGCUCAAUUGUUUCUUUUGCUUACUAGCAAAUCUUUCUCCCUUCUCUGUCCACCUUUAACAAUAGAAAGGUAAAUGUAUCUAUCUCAUGUCUAACAAAUCAACGAAUUAUUGGGUAACAAGGUCUACAUUAAUGAAUUUAUACUGCAUUGCUGGUCCUUUUGAGUUUAUAACAAUGGUGUGUUGUCUGGAAGGCCUACCACCAUUUCUAGUAGGUGGACACAGAGUAGAUGUUAAGAAGUUUCCUGAUGAUGAUUAAUUAUUUAGCAAAAAUCCUGUGCAGGGCUGUGUAGGAGUUACACUGACUUCCAGGAUAUUCCAAGAAGAUCUCCCCUGACUCACCAGUAGCCAUGUUUCUGUCAUUGUACUUCUCCAACCACAACAGCCAUCUUCCCUACAAAAAAAAAAAAAGAGAGAGAAAGGAAAAGGAAACCCUCUAAAAGCCCAAGAAAAAGGUAUUCUUAGAAGAAAAGAUCCCUACUCCCAUAAUGCUUGCCUGAGAGAUGUUAGGAUAUAACCCAUUUAUAAAUUUCCUAUUAACUUUUUAGGCUAUCCUGCUUAUAUUUAGCUGAAUUAUUUUGAGAAAAAUGAGCUUCAAGUAAAAUGGAUAGAGUGACUUUACCACCCCAUUAAAUAUGCAGUCAAGCUUAGCUAAGACUUAGCAACUAAAGUUCAAAAAAUUCAGUACAUAAUGUUCAGGGUCACAUAUUGCAAGACAAAUAUUUUUUGCUCAGUCUUCCAUUGACUAAGGAAGCUGUUUCUAUUAUUAAAUGUGUAUGGAAUUGAUAAUUAUUAAAAACAAAACAAUAUUGUACCCCAAAGGUAGACUGGACAUUAAUCAUAAAGCACUGAACAGAAAAGAUUUUCAGCUGGCUCCUUUGGAGGACUGGGCUUGGGUGGGGGAUAGAUUUUAUAUGUUUUUAUAUUAUUGCAAACUGCAUGAAUUCUAUGUAAACAAGCAAAGGGAAAGUUACAAACUCUUAAUCCUUUAGAAAACCAUAAACCCUUUUCUUAACUAUAUUCCAUACCUAUUAUAAAAUCCUCCAGUACUUAUCUUUCUUCAGCAUGCUUAAACAGGCAAAGGUUUAUUUAUAAAUAUUUGAUAGGCAAAUAAUUCAGAAGCAUUUUCUGGCCCUUCUUUCUCUGUCUCACUUUCAAUUCCAAUCCCCUCCCCUGAUUAUAAGAAAAUAAAAAUAUUUUGGUGAAAUAAUACAUCUGGACAAAAAAUACAACUUCUGUAUUUUACUUCUGGUACCUUAAAAUCCUGUAUUUAGUUGUUGUUUUUUUCCCUUAUUUUAGAAACCGAAAAGAAAAUCUUUUAUUCCCUAAAGGAUAAAAUUGGAUAUAGCCUCUUUAGUAGACCCUAUCACAGUUCUGUUGUUUGCUGUGUUCAUUUGCUUAAUGAAUUGUGUGAGAACAGUCACUGUAAUGAAGUGUGUGUGUUGGGGGUGGGGGAAGGACAUGGGAAAUGUUUUAUGAAAAAAGUUAUAAGCCUAAUACUAUGAAGUAACAUCUAAUGACGUUUUUUUUAAGUGCAAUAUAUUUAUUUCUGCUAGAAAUGUAUUAUCAACAUUAUGUAAUAUUUGAAGCAUUACAUUUAUUUGUAAACAGCUUAAAAUUAUAUAUUACUCAAAAUUGUACAGAA